ACUACGUUGGCAACAUGGCGUCCACUGAUGUCCACGUCCGGAUAUGUGAACAAGAAAUACUGAAAUAUGACUUGGAAAUCAAGGCCCUUAUUCAGGAUAUUAACGCGUGUGAAGGACCCCAAAGCAAGCUGACAGAACUGAACGCAGAUGUGAAAAAGAGUUUUCACAAUCUGAGACUGCGAAUUCAGGAUUUAGAGCAGAUGGCACUAGAGCAGGACAAAGAGUCUGACAAACAGGUUUUAAUGAGUCAGGUGGAAGGACACAGAAAACAGAUGCUCAGUAACCAGACAGUUUGGAGGAAAGCCAACCUGGCCAGCAAGCUGUCCAUCGAUAACAUGGAGAAGCAGGCUCUUCUUAAUGGAACAGAGAGUGCGGCCAGGCAGAGAAAAAUGACCAAAGAGAGCCUGGCGCAGACAGCCAGUGACAUCACCGAGAAUCUGAUGAGCAUCAGCCGGAUGAUGGCGCAGCAGGUUAAUCAGAGCGAGGAGACCAUGACCACACUAGCAACCUCAUCUAGAACUGUCCAAGAGACCAAUGACGAGUUUAAGACGAUGACGGGGACCAUCCAGCUUGGGAGGAAACUCAUCACCAAGUACAACCGCAGAGAGCUCACAGACAAACUGCUCAUUUUCCUGGCGCUUGCCCUCUUCCUUGCCACCGUCCUGUACAUCCUCAAGAAGAGACUGUUCCCCUUCCUGUAGACCAGGUACCCUUGAGGACUCUCCCUUUUCCACAGACAGCACUUUCCACAGCUAGAGGGAGGGAUUCAUACAACUUUGAGUGCUGCUUGUCACAUUUCCCAAGCUACACUUGAGUUUUCACUAAGGAAUGUGGACGGCUCCCUCUCUGAACUGUGAUGCAUGCAGAGGAAGAUAAAUAAAGCACUCAUGGUUUCAAA
Messenger RNA from Cheilinus undulatus (humphead wrasse), 898 nucleotides. RefSeq names its product BCL2 interacting protein 1a (gene bnip1a). The transcript is spliced from 6 exons. Gene Ontology annotation, molecular function: SNAP receptor activity. NCBI's taxonomy places the organism in Eukaryota, Metazoa, Chordata, Actinopteri, Labriformes, Labridae. The record is from RefSeq and is a predicted model, not a curated record. Gene Ontology annotation, biological process: retrograde vesicle-mediated transport, Golgi to endoplasmic reticulum. Gene Ontology annotation, cellular component: endoplasmic reticulum; SNARE complex. The coding region runs from base 15 to 701 and encodes 228 amino acids.